UUCUGAACUAACCCUCCGAUGUCCCCGAGAGGCUAGUGAUUACUUUUUUUUCUCAUAUUACAGCCUUGGGGCUGAAAUAAGCUGUGAUUCAUGCAGCAAGCUAAUAGCAGAUGGGUGAUUAAAAUGCAAGUUUCCACUCUUAUUCUCAUAGACAAAUUAUUAAAUCUUUAAUUCCUGAAAAUAUGAAACAGUAAAAAUUGUUCCAUUCAUGUUGCUUAUUUUGGCCCAUGCGCCAUACUUCCUAGUGCACCCUCUUGCAUCUGCUGUAUUUAAGUUGUCGGUCGAUUCACUUGUAUGCAAAGAAACAAGUGAUUUCUACAUGGUUUCAUCCAGCAGAACAUGCUAUUGUUUUAACAGUGAAUGAAAACCAGAAUAGAGCUCUCCGAUUUAUAAGUAAUUUAUAGAGGUUAACUGUAUCAAAAAGAAAUACAGGGAGAAAAGUAGAAUUCACUGUAAGUGUCAGGUACCAUUUUAGAUACACUGACUACAGUUUACUGUGGCUUCUUGGUUAUGUUUCUUCGUUUUAGUUUGCAAGAUCUGAAAAUACUACAGUUGUAUUGGAGGAGACUGAAAAUAGCAGUAUCUUCUGGUCAGUUAAGAAUUCUUGAAAGCUUACAGGAUAAUGUUUGGGAAAAAAACAUGUCCCUGCAGUUUCUGCAGUAAAACACAUCUCUGCAGAAGUACAAAAAUUCCUAAGUUUUAUACAUGAACUUUCUGCAAAAUUAGAUAUUUCAUCUGCUGCAUCAGAUGUCAAUAAGAUGUCAAUAAGAGUUUUUACACUUUUAUUUUAAGUCAGCUGGGAUUUCUCAGGCUGUCAUAAAAGUUCUUGUGAUUUCCAACAGUUACUUAACUGUAUUAGUGUGUUCUACUGUGUAUAUAUUCUUUCCAGCUUUUGUACACAGGUGGAAAAGUGGGUUCCUACAAACAUUGCUGUCUGUGGUCACAGUGAAUAGGUAGGUGUAAUUUCAGAAUGAGGAAGUAGCAGAAAAUGUGGAACCAGAUAGGGAAAUGUGGAAGCAGAUAGGAAAGCAUGUGGGCACCCCUGUAUCUACUAUUCUUAAUGGUGAGUUUGAGAUUUGUUGAACCGGGGACCUCCAGGGCACUUGAAGCAUUGAAUUAAUAUCUCCAUUGUAGUUGACCAGGUUGAAGGCUUGUAAAGAUGUGCAUGUCAUACUUCAGGGGUUUGCUUUGUAUCACUUUCUGUUCAGUAAUUGUAGCUACUCAGAAGCUUUUUAACACUCAAUUCUUGUCCCUUUUUUCUUGUGUCUCUCACUGCACUUUGAUUUCAUACCAGACAAGUGCCUCUACCAGGAAAGCAGGAGUAACCAUUGCAGUGCUGUGUUGCAUGGGGGAAUUUUUUUUUUUUUUAACUGGUGUGCGUUGUUUUCCUCCGCUCUUCCUCAGCCUUUUCCUUGAUGGAAAUUAUAUACUCUGAAAUUAGACAUUGUGGUAAUAGAUCAGCACUAGAGCUGGUGGUGUUUGAUAGCCCAGAUCAACAGAAAUGUGUGAUUUCUUCUGGUUUCUCUUUUGUUUUAUUUUUAAGAUAUAUGAUCCUUAAAACAUACUUUAAGUGAAACAUUAAUUUCUUUGCACCGCAUAGAAGUGGAAUAUUUUCUUGACAAAGUUUUCAGAAGGUGAGGAGUGUAGGAGUUUUCUAGCAUGUUUGAUGGAUUUUAUUUGACAGCAGAGAAGCAUGAAAUAUCUUGGAAUAUUUCUCACGUUUUGGGUGGUGUCAGGUAAAGUUUUGAAUUAUCUGGUGAAAGAAUCAGAUUCCUUUCCAGGAAAACAGCCCCAAAAUGAGUAAUGGAUAAGCAUGGCACUUCUCAGCACACAGUCACAUCUUAGGAGGUUCAGGUGUUAUUCCUUGGAUGUAUAGUGCAUAUGUUUCUAGUUUCUGGCAGUGUGGAACAACAUAGGCUUUUAUGAGUGUGAUAGUGGCACAGGUUAAAAGUGGUGAAGGAAUUCUUGAGGAGACUGGAGAUGUUGCAGCAUGUUCAGCAGCUCGUUGCUGUCUGCCUAUUGGGGUUUGCUGUCCACACAGCUGAGAUGCUCUGUAGGCAGAUCCAGACUUGCAGGCAUUCACUGUUUUCACUUAGAUGCUGUGCAAAACAGAAUUUGUAUUUUAGGUGGUUUAAGCUGAGUUGGCUGAUGUGAUCAGUAUGAGAAGUACUUGCUUAUGUUUUAGGAAUGGGUGCAUGAGAAAAAAUCUGGAUUGUGUGGAGUAGCACUACUUGCAAAAGAGUGAUAUGCAAGUAGUGCAGUCAUCCAGUAGGUAGAUUGUGAUGAGUAAAUUGUGAGAUGAAGCAUCUGAGAUAUUCCAGCUGAGUCUGUGCAUAGGACAGUCUUCGCUGGUACUGAUGAGCUGGAAGCACAUGUUUAAGUGUGGCCCUGACUAAAAGCUGUGUUGAAAAAUGGAUUUAAAGUCUUGCAUGAUAACCUGUUGAAGGCUGAAGUGCAAGAAGUUUGGGAAUACUGAGACAAGGGCAUGCCUGAAUGGCAUGACAAAUAACAUAUUUGUACAACAUAUUUGUAUAACUCUUCAGUAAUUGGUUGUAUAUGGUACAAGAACUCAAAUAUUGUUGAAAACAUUUUGAAGCAAGCUGCAAAGUAAAAUACUGCAUCAUUCUCUAUACUACAGUACAGUUGUAAAAUUGGGUGAUGUUCUUGUCUGAGAUUGUACCAUCGGGAAGAGGUGCCCAGAUGACAAGCUAGUUUAGGAGACCACAGCAAAGGCAUAGGUUAAAGGGAAACAUGGAGAAAUUUAGGUGUAUGGGAACUUGCAAGGAAAUGUGAUAUUUAGGUAGUUCAGCAGUUUGUGGGUUUUGCCCUGUAUUUUACUCUGUAAAUGAAUUUACAGAGAAAAAUUUGUAUUUGUGCUGUAUUUGUGACAUACAGACUGUAUUUGUGCAAUUAAAUAAUCGCAUUUCUGGGGCACAAGUGGCCAUACAGCCAACUACAGUGCCUGCAUUUUUGUGGUGCUGUUUGAAGGCUUCCACCGAGUGGAAAUAAACAAGCCAAUAAUUUGAAUUAGUUAUCAAUUUGUCUUUUAAAAAAGCCAGUAGCUGCUCUACAGGAUAGAAGAGAUCCUUUUUCAGCUAGAGAAUUUCAAAUAACACAUGAAGAGGGAAGGAAGUGUUGCAAUGGUCACUCCUGUUUUAAUGGAACACUAUAUGUGACUUUAUAACAUGCAAGACACUGAUGCCAGGGGGAGCUCCCCUGCAUUCCUCCGGCCUCAGAAUGGGAGCAGUCACAGGUCUUCGGGGUACAUCCCAGGGAGAAUUGCCCCUCUCCGUCCCCCGCCACCCUCACAGAGCCAUGCUGCAGCUGAAUUUACCUCGGCCAGACAAGAAGCCCGGACAAGACUUCCAUCCCUACCAGUGGAGCAGCACCGCCGACAGGCAGAAGCCAACAGGCAUAAAAAUACUCUUAUUUGCUUUGCCAUUUCUAGCCUUUCACUUUUUGUUGCACUGGGGAUUUUUUUGGGAAUAGCUUCAAAAUACGCUCCAGAUGAGAAUUGUCCUGAUCAGAAUCCUCGUCUUAAAAACUGGAGCCCUGGAAAAGAUCCUGAAAAACGAGUUUUUAUCAAAAAAGGGGAUUUGUUUCGUCUGAACUCAGAUGCUACAGUACACUCUAUAGUUAUACAGGAUGGAGGUUUACUUGUUUUUGCUGAUGAUAAAGAAGGUUCUAAAAAUAUUACCUUGAGAACUCGAUUUAUCCUGAUAAAGGAUGGUGGAAUGCUUCAUGUUGGAGCAGAGAAAUGCCGCUAUAAGUCCAAAGCAACUAUUAUUUUGUAUGGGAAAUCAAAUGAAGGUGCUGAUAUGCUAGAAUUUGGUGAAAAAUUUAUUGGUGUGGGCCCUGAAGGAACACUGGAGUUGCACGGGCACCAGAAGGUGUCAUGGACUUUUCUGUCAAAGACUUUGUAUUUCUCAGGGCUGGCCUAUGGUCCUUAUACAUUUAAAAAGAAUUUUUCCCGAGGACUAAAUGUUAGAGUGAUCGAUCAGGACACAGCAGAGGUUUUGGAAGUGCUGAAGUUUGAUACUCACGAAUUUUCAGAAGAAAGCUUGAAGCUCCAGAACUUAUUGAAAAAUAGAAGUCCUGGUCGCAUUAUUGCUAUUGCUGUAGGAGAUUCGGCUGCUAAAAAUCUACUGGAGGAAACCAGAGUGACUAUUCAAAAUCUUUUGGGAAGUAAGUUUGUCAGAGGAUUAAGUUACAGGCAAGCCUGGGCUUUAGUUGGUGUUAUAGGUGGUGGAAAUUCUUCCUGUAAUGAAUCAGUGAGAAACUAUGAAAACCACAGCACUGGUGGGAAAGCUCUUGCUCAGAAAGAGUUUUUCACAGUGGACGGUCAGAAGUUUGUUGUGAGAGCUUACAGCGAAUGGAAUGAUGGUGUCCCAGUUUCAGGCUUCCAGGUGGAAGCAGUAGGUGGAGUAAUACUGAAUCUUCUGGAUGAUGCUAGUAGUUGGGAACCUGGAGAUCGGAUUGUGGUUGCAAGCACAGACUAUUCAAUGUAUCAGACAGAGGAAUUCACCCUUCUUCCCUGCCCAGAAUGUACCAAGCAUCAGGUUAAAGUCAAAGAAAAUCCUCAGUUUCCUCAUGUAGGAGAAGUUAUUGAUGGAGUGGACAUGAGAGCAGAAGUUGGAGUUCUUACAAGAAAUAUCUUAAUAAAGGGAGAGACAGAAGAUACCUGCUACCGUGAAAAGGAGUGUCAGUUCUUUAGUUAUGAUACGUUUGGUGGACAUAUCAAGAUUUUGAAGAAUUUUUCAUCUGUUCAUCUCUCCUACGUGGAAUUGAAGCAAAUGGGCCAGCAGCAGAUUGGAAGUUAUCCUAUUCAUUUUCACCUUUGUGGGGAUGUGGAUGAAAAAGGAGGUUAUAGUGUUAAAACUUACCUGGAGGGUCUUUCCAUUCAUCACUGUUUUUCCCGAUGUGUGACUAUUCAUGCAACUAAUGGCUUGCUGAUAAAGGACACCAUUGGCUACGACACACUAGGUCACUGUUUCUUCAUAGAAGAUGGCAUUGAGCAGAGGAAUACUUUGUUCCACAAUCUUGGGCUAGUCACAAAACCAGGCACUAUUCUACCUACAGACAGAAACAGCAGCAUGUGUAUUGGUAUUAGGGAUAAAGUGUAUGGAAACUAUGUCCCAGUGCCAGCCACGGACUGCAUGGCAGUUUCGACAUUCUGGAUUUCUCACCCCAACAAUCAUCUUAUAAAUAAUGCAGCAGCAGGCUCACAGGAUGCUGGAAUAUGGUAUUUGUUCCACAGGGUUGCUACAGGAGAUUCUCAUAGUUUAGCCAUUGAAACCAAAUCAGAGCUUACACCCCUAGGAAUCUUCUAUAAUAACAGAGUUCAUUCUAAUUUUAAGGCUGGUUUGUUCAUUGAUAAGGGUGUUAAAACAACUAAUGCUAGUGCUGAUGAUCCCAGAGAAUAUCUUUGUUUGGACAACAAUGCAAGGUUUCGACCUCAUCAAGAUGCAGACCCUGAAAAGCCCCGAGUUGCUGCCCUGAUUGAUAGUUUAAUCUCUUUCAAAAAUAAUGAUCAUGGAGCCUGGGUCAGGGGAGGGGAUAUCCUCAUUCAAAACUCAGGGUUUGCUGACAAUGGAAUAGGUUUGACAUUUGCUAGUGAUGGGAGCUUCCCGAAUGAUGAAGGUGCCAGCCAGGAGGUAUCAGAGUCACUGUUCAUAGGUGAGAGCAAGAAUUACGGGUUUCAAGGUGGCCAGAAUAAAUAUGCAGGAACUGGAGGAAUAGACAACAAGACACGCACUCUGCCUAGAAAUCGGACAUUUCCAAUCAGAGGUUUUCAAAUUUAUGAUGGACCUAUUCACCUUACCAAGUGCACAUUCAAAAACUUUGUGCCAACUCCAGACAGAUUUACCAGUGCAGUUGGAUUCCUGAUGAAAAAUCCAUGGCAGAUGACACCAAAAAAUAAUAUUUCUCUUGUGAAGUUUGAUCCAAACGUUUCUUUGAAAGCCUUCUUUGGAAAACCUGGUCCCUGGUUUGAAGAAGGAGAUCUGGAUGGUGACAAGAACUCAAUAUUUCAUGAUCUAGAUGGUUCAGUGACUGACUACAAGGAUACCUAUGUGGGCAGAAUGGAUAAUUACUUGAUUCAACACCCCAAAUGCAUUAAUGUUACAGAAUGGAAUGGAGUGGUUUGCAGUGGGAACUAUGCACAGGUUUAUGUCCAAACCUGGAAUGGACAGAAUCUUUCCAUGACUAUCAUCCGAGAUGAGUACCCAGCCAAUCCCAUGGUUCUUCGAGGUAUUAAUCAGAGAGCUGCCUUUCAGCAAUAUCAGCCAGUAGUGAUGCUCCAGAAGGGCUAUACAAUACAUUGGAAUGGAAAAUCUCCAAACGUCACCUAUCUAUAUCUCAUUAACUUCAAUAAGAAUGACUGGAUUCGUGUUGGUCUUUGUUACCAACCAAAUACAGAUUUUGUUAUAGUUUUGGAAACCUUUCAGAGGCGGUCAUCUGCUCUGUCAAGCAAGGUGGAGCGCUACCUGCCUGUCUCUUCGAUGAUGGAGCUUGAAAAGAAUCGAUCAGACAAGAAGUUUUACUUUGACAACAGUACUGGAUUACUGUUUUUAUUUCUUCAAGCCAAAUAUAAUAGGGAUGGUCACAGUUAUUGCUCAUCUCAGGGAUGUGAAAGGAUCAAGAUUGUGACCAAAGAUUCAGCAAAAGGCAUAAGUAACUGCAUGGCAAAAGCUUACCCAAAGUACUACCAAGGACCAACUGUCAUAAAGCAGAUGCCAGCAAAAACUACUGUACCAUGUACAAAAUGUGGCACAACUCAGAUGGUAUUCACCAGUGAUCCUCAUAAAAACUACCUCCUUGUGCAGAUUAAUUCAUGUGGUGCAAAAGAGUCAAGCAGGGGUCAGCAAGCAUUUAUAUCUGUCAAUGACACCAUGUUUUCCUUCAAGGAUAAUGGUAUACUUACUGUUAUAAUAGAUGCAUGCACUGGCACAGUGUUGGGAAACAAAUUGUUUUCUGGAGUAGACAUUAAGCAUGUACAUGGAUAUUUAAAAUCUGGAAUUCCACAAAGGUCUAUCGUUCUGCUGAGCACAAGAGGUGAUUUAGAAAUUCCUAAUAAUUUAGCAGAAGCCUUAAUGUCCCUGGGGACAGCGAAACCACCUUAUCUUCAGAGCAAUGGAAGCCUGGCCUUCCUGGGCUUCAGAGGAAACUUUAAGCCAUCCUGGAUUAAGCUGUUUACUGGUCCUGCUGGGCAUGGGCUCGUUCAGAUAGAAAAGUAUAUCCCUUUACAACUGGAAGAAUAUGGCUGUGCCAGAGCAAUCAAAAGCCGACGGAAAGACCUCGAGCUUCUGAAGAAGGCUACAAGAUCUCGUUAAAGACUUAAGAUGUACAUAAAAGCUGGGGAAAAAAUGUGAACUAACUUAUUUUUUAAUUUAUGGCAUUUUGAACUAUAUUAUUAUCCACGUAAAUCAUGUUAUUGUCUGACAGAUGUUUGCCAGCGUUGACUGCUUGAAUGCCAAUCUGUGCACCUUCUAGUUGUAUAAAAUAUUAAAGAAUUUAUUAGUAUUUGUAUAAACAGGUUUCAGAGAUUUUUCAGAUGUUUGUAUUUACUGUAAACAAGUUCCUUCUGUUUAUUACUUCUUUUGUAUGUAAGACGGUGUUCAUAAAAGCCUUAAAUUUUUAAUAACAGGUGUUGGAGUGCAUCUUGGGUUACUUGAAUGAUUUACAUUAACGCUUCCAUAAGCAGCUUGAAUUGGUCAUUAUAACUUACACAUUUUCCCUCGGCUGUUUAGGUGGGGUUUUGGGCGUUUAUUUAGCAGUCGGCUUAGUUACAUUCUCAGUCUGCUUUCUAGGGUGUUAAAACCCAAUUUCCCUUAUGCAUGUAGCUGAUUCAAGGGGUUUUAACUGCAGUAAAAUUUUUGCUUUCCUGUGUGAGAGAUGGAGGGGGGAAUUCAGACAUCCGGCCUGGGGCUGGGUGAGGGUUGUGUACCAUGCAACACAGUUUUACAAGGCUAUGUGUACCAGCAUAGCACGCAGAACAGGAAAUUACUACUGUUUUUUAGUAUCAUUGUUUAUUAUUCCCCCUGAAUACACAGGUGUGUCUGUGAAAGUUACUGUAGUAAGUAGUCUAGAUGUUAAGGCUGCAGUCUCGAGUACAGCUUGGCUUCAGCUUAGUCUUUUAAAGCUUGUAGCUAGAAGGGCAAAGCUGAGAUACUGUUAUUCCCAGUUUGUUAGGAAACUAAGUUUCUGCUCUUUCAGUGAUAUUUUUUUUUUUUAAUUAUUUGUUAAGCUAUCCCGGCUUUAACUUAUAAAUAAAUGGAAAGUGCUCUCAGUUCAUUCAGGCAUAAAGCUUCCGUUCAUUCAGGUUAUAUCUUUUGCCUUAACUUUAAUCCUUUUAGUAUACUCAUGUUGUUAAUUCUUAUUGACUUCAUAUUAGGUCCGUUUGAUUUCUUUUGGUUUUGUUGCAAUUAUGUGGCCUUUUGUGCAGAUGAUGUGAAAAUCAUUUAGAAGAACAGGGGCACAGUUGCCCUUUUUCAGGAUCCUGGUCUUUGAAAUUAAAUUUCGGGGACUGUAGAGAUGCAUUUUGUAAUAGGGAACAGUAGGUGCCAUAGACCUAAAAUGUAACCCUAGUUCUUAUAAAACUGACAUAAUUAUUUGUAUAUUUUCUCAUUCAUUUUACAUGUAUCUACCAUUCAAAGACUCUUUGUGGGUUGAAUUCAAAAUACAGUGGCUGUUGCAAAUGAGCUAUAGGCCUGUCCUCUCCAAAGAAGUUGAAAAACUGUGGGGAUUUUUUUUUUAUUAUUAUUAUUUUUUGUGUGUGUGCUUUAAAGGAGAGGAGGCACAGUAGCAGAUCUAUUAUUCUGGUCAGUUGAAAUAUGCUACCUCAGUGCUACAAUUUAACUGCCUGGUCUAAUGUAGUUUCCUAAGUGAGAAUGGAGGGGAAAGGAGCACAACAAAAGAGAUGAAAUCAACAAACAGAUUACUGACAUUAUUUUUAUUGUAAAACCAAGCCAAAUGGAUGAUUGUGUAUUUUGCAGUUGCUUUGAUGUUCUGAGUACAAGUUUUUCCAGUAAUGUUUAAAAAAAAAGAAGUCAUUUUGUUAGGGGAAGAUGUGAUAAGUCUUUGACUAGCUAUAAUGUUUGGUGUUAUUAAUGCAGGGCAAUGUGAUUUAAAUGCUCUGAGUGCAGUAGUGGUAGUGUUUGGGGAUUAAAAUGGCUUUAAGACUUCCUCUGUUUUGUGGGUAAAGCUCAGCAAAGAAAUAAUGAUGAGGUAGUGACCCUCAGGCUUGUGAAGUUGGCCAUUAUUUAUGAAAUUCUGCUGUUCUAAGCUGUCUAGUAAAAAUUGUCCUUGGAAGUCUCAAGAAUAUUCUGAUGUAGAGCUUACUGAUGAACAAUUUGACAUGAAGUAUUGUCUUUUGGUGUAAAUUUAAACAUUUGAUAAAUAGCAUAAAUAAAUUCUUACAUCUGACAAGGCAAUAAAA
Messenger RNA from Myiozetetes cayanensis, 9436 nucleotides. It is a transcript of the gene CEMIP2, whose product is annotated as cell migration inducing hyaluronidase 2. NCBI's taxonomy places the organism in Eukaryota, Metazoa, Chordata, Aves, Passeriformes, Tyrannidae. The record is from RefSeq and is a predicted model, not a curated record. Bases 3186 to 7331 code for a protein of 1381 amino acids. The transcript is spliced from 24 exons.